Messenger RNA from Cuscuta europaea, 2434 nucleotides. NCBI's taxonomy places the organism in Eukaryota, Viridiplantae, Streptophyta, Magnoliopsida, Solanales, Convolvulaceae. The record is from the annotation of a GenBank genome assembly.
CACGUUUUGAAAAGACAAAACCAUCCGUUGAACAGAGGGCGGAGCUUUAAAGUUCAAACCUCACUGGAUACGCGAACUAAUUUGAAUCUAGAGAGAGAAGCACUUUGGAGAGGGAGAAAGUGCUACUCCGUACCUUCAUUCCCAUUUCUUGCUACCAGAGAGGUGAAGCCGCUGGCUUCUUCUCGGGGAUUGAUCUUCUUGAAGUAGUAACUUAAGAAAUGAAUGCAGUGGGAAGGCAGAGAUCUGGCGCUGCGGCGCUGCGGCCGCUCACCGACAACUUCAUGGAAAAUCCAUCCAGCGACAGAUGGAUGCAGUCCACCGGCCUUCAACAUUUUCAGCCAUCUUCUGGCAACUCUAUUCCUCCACUACAGGACUCCGGGUACUACGGUGAAGCUCAGGGUUCAAGAGCUUAUAUGGCUCCUCAGAGCACUUACGGAGGAGGGAGUGAUAAGUUUUUGGAGCCAUUGAUGCAGCCAGGACAGAGGAGGAGUGGAGACGACCAAGCCCUGCAGAAUGACUUCAGCCCAGGACUGUUAGAUCUACAUUCCUCAGACACUGAGCUUCUCCCUGAGUUUCCUGUUGCCAAUAACCAGCCCUGUGCUCCUUCCAUGCAUCAUUAUGCUCGAGGAAAAAUUAGUGAGGACUCAGAGGCAUACAUUGCAAACUAUAAACAAAAUGGAAAAGUUCGUGGCCUGAGUGAUAGCAAUGUUACAAAGAGCUUUGCUUCUGAUAAGGAGAGGGCUAGCAAUGUUGCUAAGAUCAAAGUAGUGGUUCGAAAGAGACCUUUAAACAAAAAGGAACUGACAAAGAAUGAGGAAGACAUAAUAGAAACUCGUACAAACGCAUUGACAGUUCAUGAGACAAAGCUUAAGGUUGACCUAACUCAAUAUCAAGAGAAACAUGAGUUUGUCUUUGAUGCAGUGUUGAAUGAGGAGGUUUCAAAUGAUGAGGUGUACCAUGAAACUGUUGAGCCCAUUGUUCCGAUAAUUUUCCAACGGACAAAAGCUACUUGCUUUGCAUAUGGGCAAACAGGAAGUGGGAAAACUUAUACAAUGAAACCACUACCGUUAAAGGCAUCCAGGGAUAUUCUGAGGCUCAUGAACUACACUUACCGGAAUCAGGGCUUUCAAUUGUUUGUUGGCUUCUUUGAGAUUUAUGGAGGAAAACUUUUUGACCUUCUUAAUGAUCGGAAAAAACUUUGCAUGAGAGAAGAUGGUAAGCAGCAAGUGUGUAUUGUGGGGUUGCAAGAGUACAGGGUUUCAGAUGUGGAGAUGAUCAAGGAACUGAUUGAUAGGGGAAAUGCAACAAGAAGUACAGGCACCACUGGUGCCAAUGAGGAAUCUUCUAGGUCACAUGCUAUACUUCAACUAUCGAUUAAGAGGUCAGUUGAUGGCAGUGAAUCCAAGCCCACUCGAGUUAUUGGGAAGCUCUCCUUUAUUGACCUUGCGGGAAGUGAACGUGGUGCUGAUACUACUGACAAUGAUAAGCAAACAAGAAUUGAAGGGGCUGAGAUAAAUAAAAGCCUGCUCGCACUGAAGGAAUGCAUUAGAGCUCUUGACAACGAGCAUGGCCAUAUACCAUUCAGGGGAAGUAAACUAACAGAGGUCCUUAGGGAUUCAUUUGUUGGAAACAGUCGAACCGUGAUGAUUUCAUGCAUAUCUCCAAAUGCUGGAUCCUGUGAACAUACUUUAAACACAUUGAGAUAUGCUGACAGGGUGAAGAGCCUUUCGAAAGGGGGGAAUAACUCCAAGAGAGAUGCUCUGUCUUCAUCACUUAACCUGAGGGAGUCCACAACACUGCCUUUGUCUUCUGUAGUCUUACCUUCUGUACCAACGUAUGAAGAUGACACGGGGCCCGAUGAUGAGGAACUCUAUGAAAGAGAUAUUCCAAUACCAAAACUCGAGACGUUCAGCACUACCGUUGCAGAAGAAAAAUCUCGUAAAGGCAAUGAACAACCAAUGUGGAAAGAGCCCAAGUAUUUGGCUUCUGGAAAUGAGUUAAACGAUCUGCUGAAGGAAGAGGAAGAUCUUGUAAAUGCCCACCGAGGACUAGUGGAGGAAACAAUGGACAUUGUUAAAGAGGAAAUGAACCUAUUAGUUGAGGCAGAUCAACCAGGGAAUCAAUUAGACAAUUAUGUAUCUCAACUGAAUGCCAUACUUACCCAAAAGGCUGCUGGCAUCCUUCGGUUGCAAAAACGUUUGUCACAUUUUCAAAGGCUUCUAAAGGAGCAUGAUGUCCUCUUACUGUCUUCAUUGCCCCACUAGUAGGAAAAAUUCACAUGUAAAGAGGAAACCUGAAACUCGACCAUUCAAAAUUCUACGUGCUGCAAAAUUUGUGAUUAAAAAGUUUCUGUAUGUUUAACUUUGUAUUUUGUUCUUCUGUUUUGCGAGUAAAGGCUCGCUGGAAGCCUGGAAUAUAUACAAUUUGAUUAUCA